UAUCGGCCGAGCUCUGUCAAUGUCGCAUGCAGAAUUUAUGAGAAUUCUUAAAAUGCUUAUUUUGCUUAUUUCCAUUAUGCAAAAUUAAAAUUAACUCUGGCGAAAGCAUUACUAUUAUCAUAACAUGAAUAAUUGCAAUUUGGUAACAAAUAUCGCGGAGUAAAUCAAUAUCUACGCGUAUUUUUAAGCACGUAAUGUGUGCUCCGAUGGUCUAAAAAUCAAGCAAACGUGUUAUUUAAUAAUGUAAGACGCAACACAACAAGUGAGUGCGGGUAUUACAAGUAACUGUAAAAUAAAAAGGACUAAAAACCAGGAAAACUGAUGCUGGCCUUAUAAAAGGAAAAUUGCGACUUAAACAUAAUCAACGGCAAUAUAAACCAUUAUCUGGAGUUUCUCCUAUUGUUGUACUUGAUUUUGCUUACGAUCUUACGUUUAAUAAUGGAUUUGCCUAAAAGUGGAUCUGACGUUUCCGUUUUCACAUAUGCAACGAUGUAAAUAAUAUAAGCAAAAAGUGAAAAUUACAAACCAACAGACCGACCGCAUUGGUGCAUACAUAUGUACAAUAUUGUACAUACAUUUAUUAUAACUCCGCAAGGCUAAGAUCACGUAGAGUCUCAAAUCAAAUGUCAGCUGCUACAUCGGUUGUGUUUGCGAGUUUUGCUGAAACCGGGACUACUGCAACAGUUGAGUACAGAUCGGCUUAUAUAUAAGCUAGUGCGAAAAGAUGCAUUCCUCAUCGGCGGCGUCAAGCGCACUUGUGGAAUACUCGGACGUUAGUUCGGAGGAUUUCUCGGAUCCCGAAGCAGGAGAAAUUGAUUCGGAUGUGGCGUUAACUGGCAGAGCUCCAAUAUCAACAGCUCCAAGUAGAAACCCAGAAUGUCAAGGAAGAAAGCAAAAUUCGGAUGGGGUUUUGCGCGUUACAAAGAGCAAUGACUAUAGGAAAAGACGCACUGAAGAGGACGACAUGACGUCGAUUCUUGCAGUUGGAUCGAGAUCAAGGCAAGUUUCAGUUGUUCCCAGCAGCGGCAGUAGGCUUAGCAUAGCCUCUGUCAAUGAGAAACUAAAUCAUCAUCGUGCCGAAGUCACACUGACGCCAGUCAAAAGUUCAAAGGAGGAGCACCUGCAGUGGGACCGUGAGUUGUACAUGUCAAGCGAUACCAUCGAUACCGAUGAGCUGGAAGCGGAAAUGAAACGGCAGAAACGCAAAAAGCUGAAGAAGGAUAAGCACAAGCAUAAGUCAAAAAAGAAAUCCAAGAAGCGCAAGAAGAAGCGAGCGAAGUCAUACUCUAGCAUUGACUCCUUAUCGGACAGCAAUCUUAAUAAUUUGCUGGACAGGCACAGUCGGUAUACGCCGCCAACGGCACCAAACCGAGCCAAGAGCACUGAGCGCACAGUCAGCGCUGCGCUGCCUUCAUAUACGCCUCACAAAGACAGUCAAAGCAGUCCCAUAUCAGUGGGCACUCCGCCCGCCCGACGUCCCAAUAGCAACAACGCCUAUUACGGCGAAGCAGCUGUUGCUACACCAGGCACUCCCCUAGGCAGCAGCCUACAGGUAACAGUAACGAACAAAACGACUUCAAACAGUCGACAUCGUUCGCCACCGGCACGCGUCGGCGUUGGUGGCAGCAGCCAGCGAUAUGCCACCUCUCCACGCACUCCUCCACAGUCGCUUAAUCACUCACACGCAGUCACUGGUGGCGCUGGUGUUGGUGCGCGAGACUCUCGCAGCUCUCGGUAUGUGCAGAGCCCCCUGAAGGAUGAUUUGAAUGCUCACCACCGCUCUGGAAAUACGUAUGCAGGGCGCUAUUCAGGGGGUGGAUCCAUAGGUGGGCAGGGUAGUAGUCUCGAUGCGCGAAAGCUAAAGCGCAUGUCACCAGAGUUGGACCGCUAUCAUCACCAACCAAGCACGCCGCCGCAUAAGCGACGAAAGUAUAGCGAUGGACGAGAUGCAUCCUUGUCAUCGUCUGUGGGUCCAUAUGAGCACGGCAGGCACCAUGCUGUUAAAUAUGAACGCUACAGCAGAGAUCGCUAUUCAAGGCGGGUGUCCCGGAGUCCUAGCGUGCACCGCCUAUCGCGCAGUCGCCUGUCGCCGGGCGGAGGAGGGACCACUUCAGGCAACAGUAAUAUGUACCGACAAAGAAGCAACAGUAGACAUAAGCACAACAAAUAUAGCGCACCCCAUUCGCCUUCCCCGCCGCUGCCAACGAGGUCGUCUUCCAAGCGAGGUUCUGGCAGUGGCAUGGGCAUUGCCGUUGACCGCUAUUCGUCGCGUUCACCACGGCCAAGUUCACGCUACUAUGAGGCAUCGCCGCCAUCACCGACGGCCGCUUUAGCGUCGACCUCGCAUCAUCAUCGCCGAUCGCCAAGGUCCCAUCAGCAUCAUCGCAACAGCAGCCGAAAACGCUCCCCCAGCUCAGGCAGCAGUCGUAGCUCCCGGUCGCCAACGUCCCGUGAUCUUAAGCAUAAGCGCGAUGAAUAUAUCAAGAAGAUAAGCGAGACUAGCUUGUUCGCCGAGUUGGUAAAGGAUCGCCAUAAACGGCAAAAGGCGUUGAAGGAAAUAAUCGAGCGACAGGAGGAGAACAGCAACAGCAACGGCGCCUUGACUGUCAACGAAAACAGUUCCUCGGUGGAUGGAAAUACGCCCAACGUUGCCGACAAUCGACCAGCAUCGUAUAUGACAGCACAAUCGUCUGCUGGUGCGACGCCAAACGGAGUUGUUAGCGGUGGUAAGCCUGAUUUGGACGUCAACAACAUUCCCAUGCCAAACAGAGAAAAUGAUGCACUACAGCUAAAUCCGGCUGCUGUUGUUAGUGCAGAUGUUACUGAUGCCUCUCCCAAGGCAGUGGCCAUGCCCAUUAAAAUAAACGCCAAUCAAAAACCGAAGAGUCUUACGGCCCUGCCGAUGCCACCGGGCAUGAGUGCAGCCGAUUUAGAAAAUGCACCAACGCCAUCGCCUCCAGAUUUAAGCAAGCAAACAACACCGAAAUCAAUUAAGAAACUCUCGCCCGAUGAUAGGAAUCUGAAUGCCAAUGUCAAUAAGAGCCUUUUGAAUUUGCCAAUGCCGCCCGUUAUACCGGGCAGUGAGGAGUUGAGCGGCGACGAUGAUGUCAUCGACAGUCCCGAGGACUUUGAUACGCCCAGUGGCAACAGCAACAGCAUAAAUACGAGCUCCAAUUCAAAUGCAACACAGGCUGCAACGCGUCGACGUCCAGUGAUACUCAAUCGACGCGACUCUCGAAACAAUGUGCGAGAUUGGGGCGAACGAUGUGUGGAUGUGUUCGAGGUGAUUGCACAGAUUGGCGAGGGUACAUAUGGACAGGUGUAUAAAGCGCGAGAUCAUCAUACCAACGAUAUGGUAGCAUUAAAGAAGGUGCGUUUGGAGCACGAAAAGGAAGGUUUUCCCAUAACGGCUGUGCGCGAAAUCAAAAUAUUAAGACAACUCAAUCAUCGCAAUAUUGUGAACCUACAUGAAAUAGUGACGGAUAAGCAGGAUGCAGUUGAGUUUCGCAAGGACAAGGGAUCCUUCUAUCUGGUAUUUGAGUACAUGGAUCACGAUCUCAUGGGUCUUCUAGAGUCUAACAUGGUUGACUUUAACGAGGAAAACAAUGCGUGCAUUAUGAAACAGCUAUUGGAUGGCCUCAAUUACUGUCACAAAAAGAAUUUUCUUCAUCGGGAUAUCAAAUGUUCCAACAUUUUGAUGAAUAACAAGGGAAAAGUUAAGUUGGCAGACUUUGGCUUAGCCCGAUUGUACAACGCCGAGGACCGUGAGCGUCCCUAUACGAACAAAGUCAUAACGCUUUGGUAUCGCCCACCGGAGCUGCUGCUUGGCGAGGAGCGUUACGGGCCGUCCAUAGACGUAUGGUCUUGUGGCUGCAUCUUGGGCGAACUGUUCCUGAAGCGCCCGCUAUUUCAGGCAAAUGCAGAGAUGGCGCAACUGGAAACUAUAUCCAAAAUAUGUGGUUCCCCGAUUCCCGCCGUUUGGCCCAACGUUAUUAAGUUGCCGCUUUUUCACACGCUUAAGCAGAAGAAAACGCAUCGUCGACGUUUGCGUGAAGAUUUUGAGUUUAUGCCAACAUCAGCACUUGAUCUGCUCGAUAAAAUGCUUGACCUAGAUCCAGACAAACGCAUUACGGCAGAAGAUGCCCUCAGAUCGCCUUGGCUAAAGAACAUCAAUCCAGAUGAAAUGCCAAUACCACAAUUGCCUACAUGGCAGGAUUGUCAUGAGCUUUGGAGCAAGAAACGGCGUCGCCAGCUGCGCGAACAACAAGAAUCGCUGCCACCAGGUGUAAUUUGCUCAGCUAAGUAUCAACAACACGGUGCCACGAUGGUGGGGGAUGCCUAGCAUUUACUCUAUGCUUCAUAUUUUAAUGAAGAGGAAGACUAUAAACAGCGAGAAGUGGAGUGUGCCUGGUGGCAAAGUUAAUACCUAAGUUUUGUAACGAAUUAUAUAAAUAGUUGGCAGGCAGAAUCAGUUCGGGUUGACAUGCUGCUCUACCAAAGCACUCUAUUCUUUAAGUCAUCUCUUAAACAAAAUAACUAAACUAAGAUAACAUUUAAAUAGUGA
Drosophila virilis is the source of this 4564-nucleotide messenger RNA. RefSeq names its product Cyclin-dependent kinase 12 (gene Cdk12). Gene Ontology annotation, biological process: protein phosphorylation; positive regulation of transcription elongation by RNA polymerase II. NCBI's taxonomy places the organism in Eukaryota, Metazoa, Arthropoda, Insecta, Diptera, Drosophilidae. The record is from RefSeq and is a predicted model, not a curated record. Gene Ontology annotation, cellular component: nucleus; cyclin/CDK positive transcription elongation factor complex. Gene Ontology annotation, molecular function: ATP binding; RNA polymerase II CTD heptapeptide repeat kinase activity; cyclin binding.